CUAACAAAAAGUUUCUCUUGUUACUCCUGCAUUGCCUAUAUAUUAUUUCGUUUUUUUCUCCUUACUACAUAAUGUGAUGAUAACUUGACUUGAUAGCUAUUAUUUAUUGAAACUUAAUUAUUCUUGUUAAAAAGUAACGACUUCGUUGAAUUCUCGCUUUGCUGUCAUCAGUAUCAAACUGGAUCAUUUCUGUUGACAGUUUCAUUCUUUACUUACUGGUUGACUUCAUAUUUCAUUAAUAAUCUAAUGUUCCUUGUGUUAGUAUUGGCUUAUAGGUAGUCGAAGAGAGGGUUGGGAGGAAAAAAAAAAAGAAAAUUGUUGUUACUAUAUCAUUAAGAUUUGAGUUUGAAAUCUGCAUUAUAAUGCAUCUAAUGUGUUUGAGUUUGUCUUACUAACAACAGAUGCUGGAUCCAUCAAAUGUUGCUCCAUAAAAUUGGUCCUUAAUCAGAGAAAAGAGGUAAUGGCAUCAUCACAAGAGAGGGGUGCUUAUAGAGCUAAUUGUUUUGCUCAAGAUUUUAGGAAGCCUAAUUCUUCUGAUCAACCAUCAUCAUUUUCGAAAGAUUUAGAAUCUGAUUGGCCGCAUAGUAGUUCUGUUGAUGAUCAUGAUUUGAAUUCUGAUAGAUCAACAACAGGAAAGAGAUGGUGGCUGAAUGUGAAAACCAACAUGGGGGGAAGAGCAAGUUAUACAUCUCAGCCUCACUAUUCUUGGCGGUCUGAGCAGUGUGCCGUGUAUGGAUUUGUUGAUGAUGAUAUCAAACUUGGGGCAGAUCAAUCUGAUUUUGAUGCUCUUUCAUAUGCCGAAAGCGCCAAUGUAGCCGUAGAUCACCCAUGGUAUGCCUCUCCAACAUGCGUGAAAACCAGCAGUAAUACCAAGAUGUCGAAAACCGAGGCUUCACUGCAUAAUGAUUUUCAUUUAACAGCUAAGAAGAAAGAACAGAAAGAAUUCUGUUUCUCUGAUGGUCAUUUUAUGGACUGUGAUAUUGCGGAUUUUUUGUCCUAUGAACAAAGUAAAAUGUCAGCUUCUGAUCUGGAGUCACAUUUGAUGGGAGCAGAGAAAACCGGGCCUUGGUGGCGCACUGCUGGAAAAGACGAGUUGGCUUCCUUGGUUGCUCAAAAGUCAAUUGACCAUAUAGAGAAUUGUGAUCUCCCUCAGCCACAAACUAAACAUAUUAAGCAGAAGCCCAGUGUUGACCUUGACAAAACUCCACUAUCAUCUAUAGACUGGAGAGCCAAGACUGGUUCUCCCAAUAUCAAUAGUUGUACAUCUGGAACUCCAACCUCUGGCUAUUCUUAUCAGGAUUCAAACAUGAAUUUCUGUUCCAGCCAGAGCAAGGAUUCUAGUUCGAGCAGCGAGGAUCGGCAAACAAAUUCUGAGAACAGUAGCGUGUCUGACUUGUUGGAAGCAUUGUGCCACUCCCAAAAAAGAGCAAGGGAGGCCGAAAAAGCAGCGCAACAAGCGUACAGUGAGAAGGAGCACCUUCUGAGCCUCUUUUUCAGACAGGCCUCGCAACUCUUUGCUUACAAGCAAUGGUUUCACAUCCUGCAGCUGGAGAAUCUGUGCCUUCAACUCCCAAACAUAAACCAGCCUUUGUUGAAUCUGAUUCCAGCAUCAUUACCUUGGAUGCCAAUGAAGGAAAUGCAGCUGAAGAAGAAGAGUCAUCGCAGAAAUGGUAACAAAAAAUGUGGGAUUGGAAAAUGUGUUGUUGCUUUUGCUGUGGGUUUAGGCCUUUCUGGUGCUGGUUUGAUUCUUGGUUGGACUUGGACCAUGGGAUGGAUGUUUCCUUCAUUAUAAACUGAUUCAUUCACCAACACCACUCUGAUCUUAUGUUUAUGCUGAUAGGAUUCAUCACAAGUGUAUAUAUAUAAAUAUGAUCUUAAGGUAAAUAUUAAUCAAGGAAGAAACUGUGAACAAAGAAGUUGACUAUUAGAUAUGUGUAAUAGUAUGUUCCUGAAUUAUCAAAUAAAAUUAGUCAUAUGAUAUAUGUCACGAGUAAUUCAUUUUUC
Molecule: messenger RNA, 2004 nt
Organism: Arachis ipaensis
Lineage: Eukaryota; Viridiplantae; Streptophyta; Magnoliopsida; Fabales; Fabaceae
Source: RefSeq, a predicted model, not a curated record